This is a messenger RNA of Tetrahymena thermophila SB210, 2658 nucleotides long. Its product is annotated as MAC/perforin domain protein. The record is from RefSeq and is a predicted model, not a curated record. The transcript has 2 exons. Lineage: Eukaryota; Ciliophora; Oligohymenophorea; Hymenostomatida; Tetrahymenidae.
AAUAAACAUCAAAAAAAAAGUUUAAAAUGGUAUUAAAAAAAAUACUGAUAUGUAUAUCAAUACUGUUGAUAUUAGUUAAUUCACAAACGCUACAUAGUAAGAAAACUAUGUAUAAGUUGCUGUCUUCUAGUAAUAUUGAGGAGGCUAUGGAAGAGCUGUGUCCUUUCCCAGGUUAUUAUGGUAUUUAUUGUCCUCAAGAAACAACUGCUGCUCACAAAAGAUAACUACAACAACAAGGUAUCACAAAAAUGCCAUCAGGAAUUGGAGCUUCGUUUGAUAUAUCUACAGGUGAACUUAAGCUACCUGCUAUCUAGCUUUCAUAUCCUUAAGAACCAAGUUAAGAAUAAAUUUACACUGACCCUCUUACUAAUAGUUAAUUUAUUAUCGCUGAUGAAACAAAUAUAUUAUAAGCAGAUUCUGAUGAUGACAUAAGAAUUUACAAAAAUGAAUUCGAACUCACAAAUAUUUGGCUUGAUGCUACAAAGAAUGGAUAGUGGCUUGGAGGAGAGUAUAGCUCAUCGAAAGACUUAAUUGAUGUUUUCAACAAAUUUUUCAGAGGUAAUUAAUAUACUUCUAUUGCUUAAUAACCAAAAAAUGUAAUCAGAAUGGCAUUCAAGACUGAUAAUUUAAAGCUAAAUAGAUUCGCUUAGAGAGCCAUUGACUCAUUGCCUGAAGAUUAUUAAGAAGAAAUCUAUAACGAAUUUUUAAAUGCUUGGGGUACUCACAUUGCAGUGGAUACUUUAAUUGGUGGUAUGAUUGAAAAACAAACUAUCUUUAAAGACUGUGUAUUUUUUACUCCUUAAUUUUCAGGAGGUAUUUCAACUGAGCAAGUAAUUUAAGCUUUGCGUCAUGAACUGCAUGGAAAUUAAGCUGAAGGAUUCUUCACAGCAAGAAGAUAAGUCACUUUGGAUCAUAAGUUUGGAGGAAAUCCUGAGGAUGGCGCAAAUUGGGAGUAGACAAUUAGUAAAAAUCCUGCUUUGUUGAAGAUUAAUAGAUUCUUAUCUUGGGAGUAUAUGGCUGCAAAUCCUUAAGUAAGAGCAAAUUUAUCACAAGCUAUUGCAAGAAGAAUAGAUUCAAUGAGAUAAAGAUAAGAAAGCUACUAAGCUCAAAUCAGAGAAUAAAGAAGACUUGAGAGGGUUGGACCAAGAAUAGCCUGGGCAAUUUAAGGAAAUGGUUAAUGCCAUCAUCUUUCUCCAAGCUUUAAUAUAAGAAGAUAAUUCGAGCUUAAAGCUGCUGAACGCUGUCUGAACAGGACUGAUGAAAAUUGGUUAGAUUGCACUUCUGGUCCUUAAUAAUCAUAUGAUGAUUUUAUGUAUGAAGUAAGAUAUGAAAGAGAUUAAGAAGGAAAUUAUAGAGCUAUUAUGCAUAACCCUGUAGCAGAAUAUCCAGGAGGUUUAAGGGAGGCCGAUGGAGCUUUUGUUGAUAGAGGAUGUUCUGUUGCUUAGCGUUAUAGAGAUGCUAUGUACAGUGAUUUUAACUAAACUCCUCCAAACGAAACAUAUAUCAAAAUGCUUUGUACUGAUUGUCAUCCUGAUGUCUAUAAUACUCCAUCAGGAGUAGUUUUCUAAUGCAGUUGCCCUUCCUUCUGAAAUAUAAUAUAUAAAAUAAUAAAAUUAAUAGAUAAAUAAAAAAUCUAUAUAUCUAUAUAAAAUAACAAAUACAAUUGGUCAUUUAUAUAUAUAGUAUGUUUCAAAAAGUUGUCAAGUCCUACCCGACUAUGUUAAGAUCCAUAUCUCAGCAAUAAGAUUAAAAUCUAACUAUAAUAUAAAAAGAUCCAUUUAUAUUAUUUAAUAUGAUACAAUAUAAUACAAAAAAUUAAAAAAAUUUAAUUGUUUUUUAUCAUUUAUAAUCUAUUUAUUAACUUACAAAAAUAUGAUAUUUAUAAAUAUAAAAACAAUAAACAUAAUCUAUCUAUGUUUCGUUAUAUUAGAUUUAAAAAAUUUUUUCAACAUAUUAGAUAAUAAAACAUAAAAUAUUUAAUUAUUCAAGCAUUUAAUAUCUACUCAUCCUUUUUUCGCCACUUCCUUAUCAUCAGAAUUUAUUUUCAAAAACAACUAAUCUUUUUGAUUUAAGACACUUUCUUAUUACUUUGAAUUUUUAUGAUUCGUUGAUUUGAUUAAAACUAUUAUUAUAAAUUUGAGUAAAUUUAAAAAUAAUUUUAAAUAAAAUAAACUCUUAAAUUAAAAAUUGUUUCUUUAAUUAAUUAAUAAAUAAAAUAAUAUUAGUGGGAUAAAAAACAUAAUAAAAAACAAAUCAAAUCAAAUUUAUCAAAUCAAUUCAAAGAGCUUUUUUGUUUUAUAUUCAUUUUUUUGUUAAUAAUAUCACAAUCCAAAACAAGUAAAAUGUUUUUACCGAAGAUCGAAUUUCAAAUUUGAGAGAUUAACACAAUUUGCUAAAGCAGAACCUAAGCCUGAUGCACCUUCAUCAUUAAUUUAAUUGUCACUUUUUUAAAUAUUGAAAAUGAAGAGAUUAACAUAAAAGAAGAAAAAGCUAGAAAAAGUAAAAUGAACUUUAUUGUUUUUUAAUUAGUUUUUAGAACUACCUAAGGUUAAGUGUCAAAUUUGAGAAAUUAUUGUUAUUUGCUAAAGCAGAACAUAGGCCUAAUGCACCCUGAUCACCAAUUUAAUUUGCACUUUUUAAAUAUUGAAGAAAAAAUAU